Daphnia carinata is the source of this 1891-nucleotide messenger RNA. RefSeq lists its product as uncharacterized. The transcript has 3 exons. The record is from RefSeq and is a predicted model, not a curated record. Gene Ontology annotation, biological process: apoptotic process; regulation of apoptotic process. Lineage: Eukaryota; Metazoa; Arthropoda; Branchiopoda; Diplostraca; Daphniidae. Bases 233 to 1627 code for a protein of 464 amino acids.
CAAUCAAGUGGGAUCUUCUUGUCAAGCCCUUCUCGGUUACACAAAAAAUGGCGUCUUCACCAGCUACCGAAUAUCUCGCACAAUACGUGUAAGCUUAGUGAAUCGCUGUGAAAUUGAUUGGCAAGACAUCGUCUUGCGAAAUUCGCUUAGUGCUCUUCAAAUCUAUACUUACCCGGAUUUCUGAAAUUCAGUAAAUAUUGAGCAUCAUGCUGAAAGAAGACGUGGUGCCGUAAUGCCGAGAGACGAAUCCCGGGAGCGGCGACCAUGGAAAAUAUGGGAUGCUUCACGAUUGAAAAAGCGGCUAGUCUUGGCUUCGUCACUUGAAGAGUUACACAGAAAAGGCCGUGAGAAGAUUGAGUACAGUAAGGAUGAAAAUGUCUAUUUGGUUUUGGAGUCAGACGGAACAUACGUAGAUGAUGACGAAUUUUUAAGAUGGUUUCCCGAUAACACGGCAUUUCUACUGCUACGUGCUGGUGAAUCGUGGAAAAUGCCCGUUCAACAUAGUUGUUGUGCUUCGCAGGACCAGAAUUGUGACGGUUCUCUUAAAUCUUUUCCCCUUCCACGUGUAGUUUGUGACGCCCUUAGUACGUUAAAUAUUAAUCAUGAUCCACCCUUUUGGAAAAUUGUCGACAAUCAAGACAAAAUAACACUAGUCCUUCACUGGAAACAGCAACGCAAUAACCGAGUUCUACAGUACGUCAAGCCCAAUCAUUCACCAGGAUCUGGGGUUGAGAAAUUUGACCACAACAAGGCUCCCAGCUUCGUUGGCUAUCCUUGGACUGGAAUUGGGAAGAAACCGAAAGAUGGGGUUACUGAAGUCAACGACAAGGAAAUCGUCGAGAGUCAACAAAGUGUUAAAAAAGCCGUUCCCACUGCCAAUACAAGCACGGCUUUCAAGUCUACUCUUCGAGAUAGCAGUGCAAAGCCGAGUUCGAAUUUGCAAGCGCAUGAGCCACACGGCGGUGUUCACAUUCCAUUUUCUGGUUCGAACAAUGAACCACAGCGUUCCAACUUGUCCUCAGCUUUCCAACAUGGCUUGAACAAGUGCGAAUUUCACUGUGGAUCAUUGCACGACCGAGGCCGCCCCAUUCAAAGUGCCGAAUGCAGUCGCCAUCGAGCUCACUCAAUGAGUAAAGUAUUGAAAUCAACUCACGUUCAUUUCUGUGAAGAUCGCACCGAGGCAGGCAGUUCCAACCACGAAACGGAUAGCCGUCCUAGCCUGCCGUUAUGCACAUCCAACCAAGAGAAUGCUGUACCAGUGAUGGACCAUGCCUCUAACGCCAUUGACGAUGAAUUUGAAAUUGAAACUAGUGUAACUACCGAAAAAAUUCUUCUUCUCAUCGACCAGCUUGGAAGUGACAGACACAAACACUUGACAAUUUUUGAUCUCGGAGUAAUUCUUGAAAGGCUGAAAUCAAAAAUCAUCGACGUGCAGCGACUGGAGAGAGAGCGUGAAGAUGUACGAUGUUUUAGAUGGAUUAUCAACGCCACCAUACGAGGGGAAGUUCUGCGUGACCUAGGUGUUCUUUAUAAUGGAAAUUAUUAUUCGAUAUCCGAAAACCCUUUGAUUUCUGAUCCUUUUCGGGCGUUGUGUGAUGACGAGGACGACCGCCAAGAUUCAACAUAAACUCCUCAAAGCGAAUCAGCAGCGUAAUUCACAUUUUGCUUACGUGUGGAUGACAUUAUACGUUUAACUUAUAGUUAUUCAUUGUUUCCUUUUUUAAAUACUCCUUCCAUUGACAAAUUCCGUACAGUUUUUCUGUUCAUACUGCUCCAAAAAAAGUGUAGUAUAAAAAAGGGUUGACUGAAAAAGAUUUACAAUUUGUUGUAUUAGUGAAUUCAAAGGAAUUCCUAAAUUUCGUCGCUGGAAAUGCAAACUUUUCAUCUCGAA